Molecule: messenger RNA, 2509 nt
Organism: Egretta garzetta (little egret)
Lineage: Eukaryota; Metazoa; Chordata; Aves; Pelecaniformes; Ardeidae
Gene: CKAP2L
Product: cytoskeleton associated protein 2 like
Exons: 9
Coding region: 1-2121 (706 amino acids)
Cellular component (GO): cytosol; centrosome; mitotic spindle
Source: RefSeq, a predicted model, not a curated record
AUGGGGGACCUGCACAGUUGUGCUGCAUGCGCUGCAUUUUCGUCCCCUCUCAUUGCAGAAAAGCAGAGAAAACGUCUCCAGGAGUACCUAGCAGCCAAAGAAAAGCUCAAGUGUCCGAGUGCAAAACCCUUUUUAAAGGACCAGACGAAUCGCCUGAAUCAACCCUUAGAACCAGUUUCUAAACUUGAGCACGUUGACAGGAACAAGAACGAUGUUCUCAGAAACAUGGUGAAGGGCGCUCAGAAGGAUGGCAAGUCUGGUGCCAAAUCCACGCAGCACGCUGCUCAGCAGAAGCCUUCAAAUGCAUCCCAGAGAGCAACAGCGGUGCGUCCGGAGCAGCCGAGGAAGGGUGCAAAGCUUCCCAUGGGGCUCGUGCCAAGCAGGAGCUGGUCUGCGCAGCCCGGAGGGAGGCUCCUGGCUACAAACUCUGGUCACCUAAAUCCAGAAAGGAGCAAGAAGCCUGCACAGGAGACUGCCACUGCUGCAGCACCUCAGCCUGGAAGUGACCACCCCCCUCCUGGGGGUCCUUGCUCCCUAAAUGAGGGCCUGCAGGACAGGCUGGUCUGCAACAAAGAAAACAUCCGAGCACAAGCCUCUACGCACCCUGUGCGGAACCGAGUUUUCCAGUCUGACAGAAACAAUCUCGGGAACAAGAGAGUCUGGGCUCGCCCACAGAGCUCAGCCGCGAUGUCAAGAACCAUCACAGGCCCAAAGGACAGAAUUAAUAGCCGCCAGGCGAAGGAAGAGCUGGGGGAUAAAUUCAGGAAAGCCCUGCCAGGUUCAAAGAGCCUGUCUCAAAAACCAGGUGUCAAAACUCAGCCAUUGCAGCCCCCUCGGUUACUUACUGGUUCUACUAGUUUGCUACAUAAAAACCCAGCAGCAAGGCAGGAAAAAACUAAUACGGGAAGGGAACCCGUUGGAAGGCCACUCGGCUUACAGGCAGCGGGAGGUCUUAAGCCCCAGAGUAGACCCCCCCAGCUGAAAAGAUCUCCCGCAAAGCCUCCAGCCUCCAGCAGGCCCCAGGGCCCCACAGCCCUGAAAUCCAGCCUGAGGCCGGGUGGCACGGUGCGAUGGCAAAGGCCCUCGGCUAAAGGAGAGGCAGAUAGGAAGGACGUGAAGGUGGUGCCCCCCGGACGCAUGGCAGCACCCCGACUGACAGUCCCCCCAAACCAGCCUCGCAGCGUACAUGGCUCCAAAACUCAAGCAACUGAGAGUGAUUUUAGGAGUAGGAGAGAGAAGCUUAAACCAGCAGUGCCAAAGGCAAGUGGAAUACAGGCAAGGCGCGUUCCCAAGACCCCAUCGGGUGCGGAUCGUAAGAAACAGCUGGAGGAGUGGUUGGCAUCCAAAGGCAAGACGUACAAGCGGCCGCCUAUGAUGCUGCUUCAGAAAAAGCCAGUGAAGCCGUCCUGGGGAAAUGCCAAGGAGAAACAGAAGCAGGAGAAACCAGAGCAGCUCUGCCUGGAGACAGUCAACAGCCUAUUAACUGAGUGCCUGGAGCUCGCUGAGGAGGGUGUCCCGGCAGAGGAGCUCUCUGCAGUGCUGUCCCGCGUGCCCCAGGCAGAGAAAUUUGCCAAGUUCUGGAUCUGCAAAGCGAAACUCCUCGCCCGGAGCGGCCCUUUUGAUGUGACAGGGUUGUACAAAGCAGCCGUCUGCGCCGGCGCCGUGCCACUCCAGGAGCUCCGAGAAGUUGUCCUUGAUAUUUUGAAGGCUGCAGACCAAACAUUGGAAGGGGACAAGGCUGAGCAGCCCGAUCCCUGGGAGCCCACAACGCCUCACCCGAGCGAGAGCCAGCGCCUGGCAGCAACCCCCGGCCUGACGGGGAGGUCCCUGACCAGCCUGCCCCUCUCCAUCAAGUUACAAGUGACCUCUGCGACCAGAGGAAAGGAGCUGCUGCAAGGCCAGGAGCUGAAAUUGGUGACGCCAGUGCGGCGCUCGCUGCGGGUAGAGCGGGCUGGGAGCCACUACCCAGAGAUGCUGAAGGACCAUGACCCUGUGGUGUCAUCCCUCAGUGAAAUCCUGGAUGCUGAGGAGGAGACUCAGUUCUUCUUUCGGAAAAACAAGGCUUUGCCCGAGGUGGCGGAGCUGCAGGGUUUGAGUUUGUAUCCCCCCAAGUGCUGCUGAGGGAUCCCCAGCGGGGCGCAGGCUGCUUGCUCCCCUGUGCUGCCUCACACACGCUCCACUGACUUCUCUUGUUGCUUCUCGGGUGUAAAUACGGAGGGGUGGCACUUAAGCCUGUUUCAAAUAUAUAAGCACUGUUUUAAAUAUAUAAAAACUUGCAAUAGAGACACGGUGUGGCCCAGUGUGCAAGGGCUGGGGUUGGAGGUGUGGGCUGUGUCCCGUGGGACUGCCCUUGGCUCCUCUCCUCCGACGCGUGCCCCCAUUUUCCUGCCCUAGGUGCUCUGGGCACCUUCCGGUGGUUUGGAAGCACUGUCCCAAGGGAUUUGCCCCAGAGCUGCCUUGUGCCCUACCUGGGCAGCAUCCGGAUGCUCCCUGCCCACGGUGUGCGCAG